AAAUAAACAGACCUCUAGUCUGUCCCAGUUGGGUUCAGUUCAGUUCAGUGCAGUUCUUGUGCAGUUUUAGUGUAGCGUAAACGAACAAACCUAUGAAGAAUAUUCUCGUGUCGGCUAUUACUGUGCAAUCGUAUGUAUGCAGCAUUCUACGAUGAUAAGGAAAUGAUAAGGAGAUGCGAUUAAUCUAAAAAUAUAUUUUUUUUCCUGCUUAUCGAUGUUCCUCCCACGAAGAACAAAAAAAAAAUUCAAUGAUACAGUCGUGAUAUAAGUCCUUUCUUUCCGAGCCUUUAGCAUUUAUCGAUUGUCACACGGAACUUUACGGCACGGUAAGUACCAUCGCCGGUUAUAUUUUAAACAUUUCGGAACACUAACGAACAAUUGAAAGGAAAGGAGAGGAAAGGAGGUUAUUCUAGCACUGCCUCCAAAAAAAAAAAAGUCAAAUAUAUAUCAAUCACGUAUAUAGGAAUACAAGAAUACGACAUAACCACUUUCAUAGUUAAGUGGUUUCACGUUUUCUAACAAUUAGCGGAAAUUUAAAAAUCAACGAAAAUGUUGCGAUAUUUGACGUAUGGAAAGAAACAUAUGAGCUUUCUGAAGCAGUGCUCGGCGGUUCAAUACGUAAAUCCGUCCAGAAAGCAGAGUUCAAAUGACAAAGACGAUAAUAGCACAGCAAAAUAUAGAAAUUUUGUAGACACUACUCCUCCAAGAGUAAGAAUAUUGAAGAGUCUAAAACGAGAGUGGACAUUGCUGAAGAAAGUAUUAUCAAAUGACAGAGAACUAUCUGACUUUGAACGUUUCUGGAAUAGAAAUGACAUCAUUCCUUAUCAGUGUGAUGUACUCAUUAUUGGUGGUGGUGCAAUAGGAAGUUCAAUAGCUUAUUGGUUAAAGAAAAUAAUGUACAGAGAUGAAUUUAAAGUUGGCGUAAUUGAGAAAGAUCCUACAUAUGCUAAGGCUUCUACAAGUCUUUCUAUAGGCGGUCUACGCCAACAAUUUUCUCUCGAAGAAAAUAUUCAAAUGUCACUGUAUGGAGCAGAAUUUCUGCAUAAUAUUAAUGAAUAUCUGAGUAUACCUGAAGCACCACCUAUCGAUGUGAACUUUCAUCCUUAUGGCUAUUUAAUAUUGGCAACCGAGGAAAAUGCUGAAACUUUAGUGAACAAUUCCAAACUACAAAAUUCUCUUGGAGCCAAAAAUGUGAUCUACACUCGGGAGAAAUUGAAACGCAUGUUUCCUUGGUUGAACACCGACGGGGUCGCAGCAGGUUGUCUUGGUUUGGAAAAGGAAGGAUGGUUUGAUCCAUGGUCUCUAUUGUGCGCCUUAAAGAAUAAGGCUACUCACUUGGGUGCUCAUUACGUCGACGGUGAAGUUAAGGCCUUCCAGAAUAGGACAAUUCCCGCAGUUUACGACGAAAAUAUGGAUCCCAUACAAAGAUUAGAUCAAGUAGUUAUAGUAACAAAUGAUGGUGAAAUUAGGAAGAUACAGUUUAGCAUAUGUGUUAUUGCUGCAGGCGCGUUUAGCGGCGAUAUAGCCGAAAUGGCCGAUAUUGGAAAAGGUGAAGGAAUAAUGUCUAUACCUUUACCGGUUGUACCAAGGAAAAGAUAUGUAUAUUGUUUCCAUAGUCCCAAUGGACCUGGUUUAAAUACACCUUUAACGAUUGAUACCACUGGUGCAUAUUUCAGGCGGGAUGGUCUAGGAGGUAAUUUCAUUGGUGGUAAAUCACCAGAAUUACACGAGGAACCGUCAGUGGAUAAUUUAGAUGUCGAUCAUGAAUAUUUUGAUAACAAAAUAUGGCCAUUACUCACCCACAGAAUACCGUCAUUCGAAAACUUGAAGGUUAAGUCUUCGUGGGCUGGAUACUACGAAUACAAUACCUUCGACGAAAACGGUAUUAUCGGUCGUCACCCUUUUCACAAGAAUGUAAUAAUAGCGACUGGUUUCAGCGGACACGGUAUUCAGAAGGCACCAGCAGUAGGACGCGCAGUAGCAGAGUUGAUCCUUUAUGGUCGUUAUGUCAGUAUAGAUCUGUCCAAACUAGGCUUCCACAGAUUCCUAACAGCGGAACCUAUGAGGGAAGCUAACGUAUUUUAAGACGCCAAAGGAUAAAGUGAUGUUUUGUAUUUGAUUGUGUGUUAUCAAUCAUUGUACAUUUGUAAAUAUAAUUCAUGUACGAAAACUAAUAAUAA
Messenger RNA from Dinoponera quadriceps, 2180 nucleotides. RefSeq names its product FAD-dependent oxidoreductase domain-containing protein 1-like. Bases 550 to 2085 code for a protein of 511 amino acids. Gene Ontology annotation, molecular function: oxidoreductase activity. Lineage: Eukaryota; Metazoa; Arthropoda; Insecta; Hymenoptera; Formicidae. The record is from RefSeq and is a predicted model, not a curated record. The transcript is spliced from 7 exons. Gene Ontology annotation, cellular component: cytoplasm.